ACACCUGACGGCAGUGGGAGCAGCUGUAGUGUUGGCAGUAAUAAUCCUGGUUAACGCUCUGAUUUUAAACUUUGUUUUAUCUGGUGAGGAGAAACAUCAACCUUACAAUAUGUCCGCCUCUACACAAAGAGCCACACCAGAAAAGGGCCAGAUUUUGACACCAUCUGGAGAGGACCAUCUGGAAAAAGUGCAUCAGUGUAAACGAGAGAACCAAGACCUGAAUCUGAUGCUGCAGACGGUCAUUAAGGACUCCAGGUGCAGUUUGUGUCCCACCGGCUGGCGCUGGUGGAGGAGCCACUGCUACUUCUUCUCCAUCCAGCAGGAAGAAGACCUGAAGUGGAAYGAGAGCGCCGAGUUCUGUCAGCGACACAGCAGCAGCCUGGUGGUGAUCRAAGACUCUGCAGAGAUGGAUUUUCUUCAAAGAGAGAUGAGUGAAUUCCCCCGUUUUCCUUUCCCAUGGGUCGGACUGACGGACUGCCAGGAGGAGGGACAGUGGCUGUGGUGGGACGGGACGGAUGUCCAACAUUACUUACCGUCUGCGACUGUGGAGUGGGACACAGAGGAGAGGGACUGUGCAGACCUGAGGGCCGGUGGGACUCUGUUUGCUGCAGAAUGUGACGUUUACGGACCCUGGGUCUGUAAAAAACAAUCCUGACCCCGUGCGUGUUUGUGAACAUCUGAAGUCUUCGAGUUGUAGGAAAAGUAAGAAUGUGUAACAAAAGAGUUUAGAAGUUUCAACAACAAGUUGUUUGUAGGAAGUUUAUUCUGAAAGUGCAGUAUAAAGUGCAUGUAUGACGAAGCAGAUUAUGUCUAAUAAAAGCUUCUAAGAGACAA
Molecule: messenger RNA, 834 nt
Organism: Austrofundulus limnaeus
Lineage: Eukaryota; Metazoa; Chordata; Actinopteri; Cyprinodontiformes; Rivulidae
Product: C-type lectin domain family 12 member B
Exons: 5
Coding region: 110-655 (181 amino acids)
Source: RefSeq, a predicted model, not a curated record